Molecule: messenger RNA, 1588 nt
Organism: Oncorhynchus kisutch (coho salmon)
Lineage: Eukaryota; Metazoa; Chordata; Actinopteri; Salmoniformes; Salmonidae
Product: dedicator of cytokinesis protein 2
Biological process (GO): cell migration; small GTPase-mediated signal transduction; myoblast fusion
Cellular component (GO): plasma membrane; cytoplasm
Molecular function (GO): small GTPase binding; guanyl-nucleotide exchange factor activity
Source: RefSeq, a predicted model, not a curated record
UGUGGAAUUUCAUUGGCCUUGGAGAGAAGCAGCUGUCUCUGGAGAUUGGGGACACAGUCCACAUCCAGGAGACCUGCGAAGGCUGGUAUAAAAGGCUACCUGGUCAGGAACAAUGAUCGACAGGGCGCGUUCCCAUCCAGCAUUGUGCAGCUGAGGAAGGUCAUCAUUGAAAAGCGAGGGGAUCAGGAGGUGGUGUUGUCAGCAGAGAUGCCCCUAGUGAAGGAGGUGACCACCACUCUGAGGGAGUGGGGAAGCAUCUGGAAACAGCUCUACGUGGCCAAUAAGAAGAACCGUGUGGUGCAGGUCCAAGGGCUGAUGUGGGAUUUGAUGGAAUGGCGUUCCCAGCUCUUGUCUGGCACGUUGCCUAGCGACGAGUUCAAGGAGCUCAAACAGAAAGUCACCUCCAAGAUCGACUAUGGCAACAAGAUCUUGGAGUUGGACCUGGUGGUGCGGGAUGUGAACGGGAACAUGCUGGACCCGGAAAACGCCAGCGUGAUUAGCCUGUUCCGAGCCCACCAAGACGCCACCACCAAGAUCAACGAACGCAUCAAAGAGGAACAGGUCAGACAGAGAUCCAACAUUCAGACGGACCACUCAGUAAUCUCGGCCCGGAUCCAGUCCUCUCCCACUCACAGCCUCUAUGUCUUUGUCCGGAACUUUGUCUGUCGGAUCGGAGAGGAUUCUGAACUCUUCAUGUCCCUCUACGACCCCAACAAGCAGACCAUCAUCAGUGAGAACUACCUGGUUCGCUGGGGCAGUAAAGGCUUUCCUAGGGAGGUUGAAAUGCUGAACAACUUGAAGGUGGUCUUUACAGACUUGGGUAAUAAGGACUUGAACAGAGAGAAGAUCUACCUGAUCUGUCAGAUAGUGAGAGUGGGUCGUAUGGAACUGAAGGAGACCAACACCAAGAAGUGUACCCAGGGCCUCCGCAGGCCCUUUGGAGUGGCAGUGAUGGACAUCAGUGAUAUCAUCAAAGGAAAGAUAGAGUGUGAUGAGGAGAAGCAGCAUUUCAUCCCUUUCUUUCCGGUCGUGGCAGAGAAUGACUUCCUUCACCCCCUGCUGAACAAGGUGACAGCGUCACGAGGAGACAGUGGAGGACAAGGUCUAUGGGUGACGAUGAAGGCCCUGGUGGGUGACAUCGUCCAGAUCCGUAAGGAGUAUCCCCACCUGGUGGACCGCAGCACGGUGGUGGCCCGUAAACUGGGCUUCCCAGAGAUCAUCAUGCCGGGGGACAUCCGCAACGACAUCUACCUGACGCUGGGCGGGGACUUUGACAAGUACAACAAGACCAGCCAGAAGAACAUGGAGGUUAUCAUGAUGGUGUGUGACGAGGAGGGCAAGAUUGUGUCGAACUCUAUCUGUCUGGGAGCGGGGGAUCGACCGCUCAACGACUACAGAUCUGUCAUCUACUACCAGGUCAAACAACCACGCUGGAUGGAGACGUUCAAGGUCAGCGAGUGUGUGUGUCUGUGUGUGUGUGUUUGAAUGAUAAGUUGUGUCUUAUGGUGUGUAUUCUUGUGCACGUUGAUCAGCUGUUUCCCUCUGUAUACAACACGUAACACUUAACACGCUCUGUUAGUGUGUAACA